Messenger RNA from Motacilla alba alba, 1547 nucleotides. It is a transcript of the gene GPN1, whose product is annotated as GPN-loop GTPase 1. NCBI's taxonomy places the organism in Eukaryota, Metazoa, Chordata, Aves, Passeriformes, Motacillidae. Gene Ontology annotation, molecular function: GTPase activity; ATP hydrolysis activity. The transcript is spliced from 15 exons. Bases 47 to 1159 code for a protein of 370 amino acids. The record is from RefSeq and is a predicted model, not a curated record.
GCCGCGGCCGCCCCCCGCCCCGGAAGGACAAGUGGGCUCUGGGAAUAUGGCAGCGGCGGCGGGAGCGGCGGCUGCCGCUCCGGUGUGUGUGCUAGUGCUGGGCAUGGCCGGCUCGGGAAAAACCACCUUCGUGCAGCGCCUGGCCGCCCACCUGCACGGGCAGCGCUGCCCUCCGUACGUGAUCAACCUGGACCCUGCCGUGCACAGCCUGCCCUUCCCCGCCAACAUCGAUAUCAGGGACACUGUGAAGUACAAAGAAGUCAUGAAACAAUAUGGGCUGGGCCCAAACGGCGGAAUAGUGACCUCUCUCAAUCUCUUUGCUACAAGAUUUGACCAGGUGAUGAAGUUUAUUGAAAAAAGGCAAAAUGCAUGCAAGUAUGUUAUUAUUGACACACCAGGGCAAAUUGAGGUAUUUACUUGGUCAGCAUCAGGAACCAUCAUAACUGAGGCCUUGGCCUCCACUUUCCCUUCAGUUGUUGUCUAUGUGAUGGACACCUCUCGCAGUACUAACCCUAUCACUUUUAUGUCCAACAUGCUCUAUGCCUGCAGUAUCCUGUACAAGACAAAGCUACCUUUCAUCGUAGUUAUGAACAAAACUGACAUAAUCGACCACAGUUUUGCAGUGGAAUGGAUGCAGGACUUUGAGACUUUUCAGGAUGCCCUGAAUCAAGAGACCUCCUAUGUCAGUAACCUGACUCGUUCCAUGAGUUUAGUGUUGGAUGAAUUUUACAGUUCACUGAAGGUGGUUGGUGUUUCUGCGGUGCUCGGCACAGGACUGGAUGAGUUUUUUAUCCAGCUUUCUAAAGCUGUAGAUGAAUACGAGAGAGAGUAUCGUCCAGAGUAUGAACGCCUGAGAAAAACACUAGAGGAAGCUCAAGAGAAACAAAAGAGAGAGCAGCUGGAGCACUUGUGGAAGGACAUGGGCAGUGUGUGUGUGCAGGGAAGCACACUGGCAGGACCUGAUGAUGCUUCUGCAAUGGGUCCCUCUGAGCUAAUCCUUACCCGAGGAACUCUCGAUGAAGAGGAAGAAGAGAGGGAGAGUGAUACUGACGACAUUGACCAUGAAGUGACUGAGGAGAGUCAUGAAGAGCCAGCCUUCAGAAACUUCAUGCAAGAUAUGCGGAUGAAAUGCCAGAGGAAAAGCAACCUGAAUGAAUGAGACCUUCACAAACAGAAGUAACUGUUGGUCAUGUGAGUUAAAGAUCUUGGAGCCAGCUGACUGCACAGUUUGCCAUCUGCCACCGUGGCUUCCUGAAGCUGAGGGAAUCGGAUAGCAGUUUCUUUUCCUCCAGAGUCUUCAGAUCUAUCUGUUGAGAGCUUAGAUUUUGAGCUCUGGCAGCAUUAGUAUCUGCAGCGCUAACUGGUCCCCAGAAACGUGUUCCAUUCGCGUGUGCACCCAGGUGUCUGCUGCAGCCAGGGCACAAGUGAUGCUGUACUGAACUUUAUCAAUCUACUUACUGUUUGAUGGUUUGGUUUGUAUUAAAUAUAUUUUAUGUACUAACAAGUGUGUGAUAGUAACAGAAGAAAAUUUCAUUUUAAGGACUGUU